AUGUUUAUUUAUGGUAAUAUUAAUGCUUACUGCGUGCUGACGAUUAGGUACUACAAGAAGUAUUCUGGACUGUAUAGAGAGACAUUACCCCUAGUAGGAACACUUUCUUACAGUAGAAAAGGUAAUAAUAAGGAAAAUCUUGAACUUGGUCCGGGACAACUGGGAGAAUCUGAGUGUCUUCAGAAUGAACCGUCCAACAAGCCUGGCAUUCUGUUUCUCUCCGCCUGGAAACACUGGCAGAUGAAGCAGACAACAGGUAGAAUAGAAGCAAACAGUGGGGAAAGAUUAAGUGGGAAGGGUGGGGGCAUUGUGAUUUCUACAGACGGUGUAGACGAAACAGCUUUGAAAAGUUAUGUUUGUCUCGUGUAUUCUGAAAGGAUUGUGCAUGCAGAAGGAACACGCCGGGAAAAGGAUACAGUUAGAAAGACUAUUUUGCUCCUAUUAGUCUAUGCUGGAAGUAUAUGGGCUUCUCACUAG
Messenger RNA from Arxiozyma heterogenica, 477 nucleotides. RefSeq lists its product as uncharacterized. The record is from RefSeq and is a predicted model, not a curated record. The coding region runs from base 1 to 477 and encodes 158 amino acids. Lineage: Eukaryota; Fungi; Ascomycota; Saccharomycetes; Saccharomycetales; Saccharomycetaceae. The transcript has a single exon.